GCUGCUGAGGUUAAAUGACAAGGCUCGAGCUGCAGUGCAUUGCGGGGACGGGCAGGAUAAGAAGGUAUAAUAACCGGAUAGGACCGGGGAAGGAAGGAAAGGGACGGUGCCACUUGGAUUCAAAGACAUCGAACCUCGCCUUAAUUUAGAUUCAGAAUGGGGAAUAGAGACGACGAGUAUGAUUACUUGUUUAAAGUGGUGUUGAUAGGAGACUCCGGUGUGGGGAAGAGUAACCUGUUGUCUCGUUUCACCCGGAAUGAGUUUAACCUGGAGAGUAAGAGCACCAUCGGGGUGGAGUUUGCCACCCGCAGUAUCCAGGUGGAUGGGAAGACCGUGAAGGCUCAGAUCUGGGACACAGCUGGCCAGGAGAGAUACCGGGCUAUUACAUCAGCGUAUUACCGUGGGGCAGUGGGGGCCUUGUUGGUCUAUGACAUCGCCAAGCACCUGACCUAUGAAAACGUGGAGCGUUGGCUGAAGGAGCUGAGAGACCAUGCAGACAGCAACAUCGUCAUUAUGCUGGUCGGCAACAAGAGUGACCUGCGCCACCUCAGGGCCGUGCCCACAGACGAGGCACGGACAUUCGCAGAGAAGAACGGGUUGUCUUUCCUGGAGACCUCAGCCCUGGACUCUACUAACGUGGAGACAUCCUUCCAGACCAUUCUGACUGAAAUCUAUCGCAUCGUGUCUCAGAAACAGAUGUCGGACCGACGAGACAACGACAUGUCGCCUAGCAACAACGUGGUCAACAUCCAGGUGCAGCCGACGGAGAACAAACCAAAGAUGCAGUGUUGUCAGAGCAUCUAACAGCCUCACCAGUAGCACCUGAUCCCCUCCCCUAAAAGACUGCUUGGUCCUGUCUGACUGAGACACAGCUGCAUGGCCAGGCUCUAGACUGAGACACAGCUGUGUUGCCAGGCUCUAGACUGAGACACAGCUGUGUUGCCAGGCUCUAGACUGAGACACAGCUGUGUUGCCAGGCUCUAGACUGAGACACAGCUGUGUUGCCAGGCUCUAG
This is a messenger RNA of Oncorhynchus masou masou (cherry salmon), 1015 nucleotides long. RefSeq names its product ras-related protein Rab-11A. The record is from RefSeq and is a predicted model, not a curated record. Gene Ontology annotation, biological process: exocytosis; neurotransmitter receptor transport, endosome to postsynaptic membrane; melanosome transport. Gene Ontology annotation, cellular component: Golgi apparatus; transport vesicle; postsynaptic recycling endosome. The transcript is spliced from 5 exons. NCBI's taxonomy places the organism in Eukaryota, Metazoa, Chordata, Actinopteri, Salmoniformes, Salmonidae. The coding region runs from base 157 to 804 and encodes 215 amino acids. Gene Ontology annotation, molecular function: GTP binding; GTPase activity.